UCCUCAUCCUGGGAAUUCAUAACUCAGUUGCCCUUCCUCCUGAUGGGAUCAGUAACACGUGGGACCAUGAGAGUGUUGAUUGGAGUCCUGUUGGUAGCCUUCGUGGCUGCAGAGCAGAAACGUUCAGCUGACCCUGGAAUUGGUCAUGGGGGACUUGGAGGACUCGUAGGAAUAGGACUCCUUGGAGGGUUAGAAGGCCUCGGCCAUGGAUUAGGACUCAAUGGAGGAUAUGGUGGUGGGUAUGGUGGUUAUGGUGGUCUCCUGAGCGCUGGUAAUUAUGCUAACGGAUACAGCCACUCCACUGGAUACAACCAUGGAAACUACAUUGGAAACCAAUAUGGAGGUCUGGGUGGGAUCUCACAUGGUCACCUUAACAAACACUUGCUCGGCAAACGAAGUGCUGAUCCCGAGCCAGGAUUAGCACUUGGAGGACUUGGAGGACUGGGAUAUGGGGGCCUAGGACUUGGUGGGUUAGAACUUAACGGCGGAUACGGUGGUGGAUACGGAGGCUAUGGUGGUCUCUUGAGUGCUGGAAACUACGCCAACGGAUACAGCCACUCCACUGGAUAAAACCAUGGAAACCACAUUCUAAACGGAUAUGGAGGAGCAGGAGGACUGUCACAUGGUCAUCUUAACAAGCACUUGCUCGGCAAACGAAGCGCUGAUCCCGAACCAGGUUUAGCCCUUGGAGGACUUGGUGGAC
Macrobrachium nipponense is the source of this 703-nucleotide messenger RNA. RefSeq names its product acanthoscurrin-2-like. The transcript is spliced from 2 exons. NCBI's taxonomy places the organism in Eukaryota, Metazoa, Arthropoda, Malacostraca, Decapoda, Palaemonidae. The record is from RefSeq and is a predicted model, not a curated record. Bases 43 to 570 code for a protein of 175 amino acids.